AUGUCUAGGAUUAUUCUAUUCACUUUAUUUGUUGGACUCUUGAAAAUAGUUGCUGCAAAUGUGCACCCAAUAACAAUCCACGGUCAUUAUUUUGUCAAUAGUGUUACAAAGGAACCAUUUUACAUAAAAGGUAUAGACUAUCAGCCCGGUGGGUCGUCGGCCGUUUCUAAUCAAAAAGAUCCCUUGUCGGAUCCCAAGCAAUGCGCAAGAGAUAUAAUAUUGUUUCAGGAGUUGGGAAUAAAUACUGUUAGAAUAUAUUCAGUAAAUGCUGAUUUAGAUCACGACAAAUGCAUGACAAUGUUAGCAGCAGCAGGAAUCUAUUUGGUUUUGGAUGUCAACUCUCCAUUGCCAAACCACCACCUAAACAGAUACGAGCCAUGGACCAGCUACAACCUUUUCUAUUUUGAAAAUGUAUUUAAAAUUGUACAUCAGUUUUCACUUUACAAUAACACUUUAGGGUUCUUGGCGGGUAACGAAAUCAUCAAUGAUCCAAUAUCAGCAUCAGUUUCAGCGCCAUUCAUUAAAGCUGUUGUUAGGGAUAUUAAGGCUUACAUAAGUGUAAAUUCGCCAAGGCCCAUUCCAGUCGGUUAUUCCGCUGCAGAUGAUUUGAAUUACCGUAUGCCGCUAGCUCGAUACUUGGAAUGUGCCAAUGAUAACCCAUUGGAAAGCAUAGAUUUCUAUGGGGUAAACUCCUACCAAUGGUGCGGUGAUCAAACAUUUUACAGCAGCGGAUACAACAUUUUGGUCAAUGAUUAUAAGGGAUACACUAAACCAAUAUUUUUCUCCGAAUAUGGCUGCAAUGAGGUUCUACCACGAAACUUCGACGAGGUUCCUGUAUUGUACACCAAUAACAUGAUAGAUGUGUUUAGUGGAGGUUUAGUGUACGAGUUCACACAGGAGCCAAACAAUUUUGGUUUAGUUUCCAUGGAGCCAAAUGGAGAUGUCAAGUUGUUGAGGGACUUCAUGCAGUUGAAGCAAAAGUUUGACACAUUGCCCGAGUUAGAUUUUACCUUCAUAGUACAAUCAAUGAAGGAAAAUGCCAAGGAUAUUCAAGUACGAUUAAAACAAUAUAAAACGGCAAUUCCCAAAUGCGAGGCGCUGUACAGUAAUAUAGAUAUAUCCAAAGGAGUGCCGCCUUCAAUCGUCGACACUAUGGUGGAAACAGGCGUUGACGUGAAGCCUGGAAAAUACGUCAAAUUAACCAAGGAAGAUUUGAGAACAGAUGCAAAGUUUUUCCAGCUGGGAGGAGAGAUGUAUAAUUCACCUUAUGAAAUUGAUGUGGUUGUUGACUUUGAAACGGAAGAUGGCGGUUUGAGCUCACCGCAAACAAGCAGUACGUAUGAUAAAUUGCGUAAAAUUAAACAGAAAGAACUGAAACAACAACAACAACAACAGCAGCAGCAGCAGCAGCAACAGCAACAGCAACAGCAACAACAACAGCAGCAGCAGCAACAAGAACAAGAACAACAACAAUCUCAACUUCAACAACAACAUUCAAAUAUGGAUCCUAUUGAGGAACAAUUCAAAAUCACAGGUAAUAGUGUACCCAGUUCCACUAGCAGUGUUCGAGUUGAAGAAACAACUGCAACUGGCGUAGACCGUCCCGGCGAAGAAAACCCAAGCGUUUUGAUAAAUGCAAUGCACAAAGUUACAGACUCAGUGAAACACUGGUACGCUAGCAUAUUCAACCAAUAA
Lodderomyces oxycetoniae is the source of this 1695-nucleotide messenger RNA. It is a transcript of the gene PHR3, whose product is annotated as 1,3-beta-glucanosyltransferase. Lineage: Eukaryota; Fungi; Ascomycota; Pichiomycetes; Serinales; Debaryomycetaceae. Gene Ontology annotation, biological process: fungal-type cell wall (1->3)-beta-D-glucan biosynthetic process; fungal-type cell wall organization. Gene Ontology annotation, molecular function: 1,3-beta-glucanosyltransferase activity. The coding region runs from base 1 to 1695 and encodes 564 amino acids. The record is from RefSeq and is a predicted model, not a curated record. Gene Ontology annotation, cellular component: plasma membrane. The transcript is spliced from 3 exons.